AUGUCUUUCUCCGUUGGCAACGGCGGUAUGCGGAGAGCCUCCGUCAUCACCACCCCUCUUAUUGUUGUGUCCGUCGUCUUCCCCGUCCUAGCCGCAGUUUCUAUUCUCCUUCGUCUCAUUGCCAAACGACGGGGCCGCCAGCCUUUUCACGCAGAUGACUGGUGGAUUAUCGCGACUUGGUUUCUUACUUUCCCAAUGAGCGUCUUGUUCUGGGUCUUCUCCGCCAGCUCCGGCAUCGACUUUUACGAUAUCGGCAAUGUUCAAGGCACAUAUGACUCUUUAGAGGUUGCGUUUCUGACGGCUUGCUUACUUCAACUUCCUCUGUCUUCUGUCAAGAUCUCUGUCCUGCUUUUCUAUAAGCGUAUUUUCCAAAUCUCUAGAACCUUUCAAGUAUGCAUCUGGGUAGCCAUUGGACUCAUCACCGUUUGGUGCCUCGUAUUCACCGUUCUCGUGAUAACGCAUUCAGACCCCAUCUCCGAAUCCUGGCAUGGGGGCAGGAUGCGAUACGACAUGACAGCGAUGGGGUUAGCGCAAGUGGGCAGCAGCAUCGCACUUGACGUCGUCGUCCUAUGCUUCCCACUUCCCAUCGUCUUUAGUUGGCUAUUGUCCGCAAGGAAGAAAUGCAUGGUGUUUUUCAUGUUCUGGCUGGGUGCAUUCUGUUGCGUCGCCGCAAUCAUCCGCCUGGUUCUUCUCGAACAAACCCUCCAAGGGUUCGUAGAGUCACAACAAAAUAUUUCUCGCCAAUCGAACCAGUACAUUUUCAUGCUCAUCGAACCCAAUUGCUCUAUCAUCGCAGCAUGCCUGCCCUGCUACGGGCCACUGAUGGAAAGAAUCCGUGGCCGCACGGCCGAGUCGACCCCCAGCAGCAACCUCUCCAUGUCUUAUACGCGCAGCCGGACGUCCACUAAGAGCGCCUGGGGAGGCAGCACGUAUGAUGGUUCAUUUUCGAGAAGACAUGACUCCCAGGCCAAUCUCAAUACUCGAUAUGGAUGGCCAGGUGAGAGCCAACACGACGUGUGGUACACAGACAAAGGACUUGCUGUGAAGUCAUGA
Molecule: messenger RNA, 1053 nt
Organism: Diaporthe amygdali
Lineage: Eukaryota; Fungi; Ascomycota; Sordariomycetes; Diaporthales; Diaporthaceae
Exons: 6
Coding region: 1-1053 (350 amino acids)
Source: RefSeq, a predicted model, not a curated record